AUGGUGUCGCUCAAGGCUAUUGGAGUUGCUUAUGCAGCAGCGAACCUCUUGGGGGUCAACGCAGGUCUCUGUCGCCCAUCGAGCAGGACCUCACUAAGCCAGUCCGGCUCCGGAACACCAACCUCGGCACCGAUUGCCUCGACCUCUACUUCAGGAGGUACCAUCGCCACGACAUCAACGGACAAAACAUCUUCGUCUGAUGAAACAACUGCUUCCAACCCUACGUCAUCUGGUUCUCAAUCUCUGUCCAGUAGUGAAUCUAUUGUUUCGUCAAGCAACCCGACAACCUCAGAUAUCUCAACUGUCGAGACCUCAAGCAGUCAUACGAUCUCUGUCGACCUCACUACGUCUGGUAGCUCUACCACUUCAAGCGAUGUUGUGACCUCUGCCCAGUCCACGACCUCUGAUGCUCUGUCCACGUCUACUGAGACUUCGGCACCCGUCGACUCCACGACAUCAGGCGUCCCGACUACUACUGCUGAAACCUCGGCCUCUACUGAUGUGACCUCCACCGAAGCUAGUACGUCCGAGGGGUCCACGACAUCUGCUGAUACUACGACAACUGCCAGUCCUACCACCACCGCGGAAGCCACGACAACUUCGUCAGAACCUACAACCACAACCUCGGCCUGUGUUGAGCCUACCAACCUACUCAGACAGCCUGGAUUCGAAGCUUCAGAUCAGGGAACCGUCUGGGGAUUCUACUGGGGCGGUGGCGAUGUUGAAUACGACCCCGACCAAGCUCGGACUGGCGAUUACCUUGGUGUUCUACCUGUUCCAGACGGACAAGAACGACGUAUGGAGCAGCGCAUUCACAUAACCCCAGGAACAGAGUAUACCAUCAGCUUCUGGUAUGCUGUUGCAAACCCUCCAUCAGUCAACACCCAAUGCUCCGUCUUUGCUACUUUCGACUACUACACGACAUUGAAGCAGGUGCCGAUUCCUUCUGACUCUGAAUACCACCAGUAUACCGCGAGUUUUAUUGCCCAGGAUAAUUUGGACCCAGCUAUCGAGAUUGGCGUUUCCUGUCCUGGUGUAGGCAAUGGGUACACAGCUACAAUCCACAUCGACGACACCUCUGUUCUAGACUCUACCAACGCGUGCGAUGCUACUCCCGUCGACCCAAAUGCCCCCCCUAAAUCGACGCUCCUCGUGCCUGCACAGCCAGAGGCGCCUCACUGCCCUGUGAAUGUCGUUCAAGUCCCCGGGUUCGAAGCUGAUGACGCGGACCAAGCAUGGGCCUGGUACAACAGGGGAGAGUUUGUGCAAGAUGCAUCCAACGCCCGAACCGGAGAGCGGGAAGCACUUUUCCCCAGUGGAACUGCUUCAGAUGCUGUAUUCCUCGAGCAAACCAUUGACUCAUCAGAUCUUGUAGCCGGCGAGAACUACGAUUUCCAUUUCUUCUGGAAGCCUAAGACCCUGCCAGAUAACGGCCAGUGCUGGAUGUAUGGCGGUUACAACGAUCAAAUUGGCUUUCCACUAGCUAAUAUUAAUUUCGGCGCAACUUCGUCGACUGGCUACACGAUCUAUUCAGCUCGCUUUCAAAUGCCUGCCGGCAAUCUUUUGCUUCAGAUAGUCUUCUAUUGCCAGUACAACGAUGGUAACACAGUCCUUGGAUCAGUCUACGUCGAUGAUACUGCACUGAUCAGAGUGGGUGGCUGCGAGGCAUAUCCUGUGACUGGGGCGCUCAUUGAGAACCCCAGCUUUGAGAUCCAAGCCACUGAAGAUAGUACUUAUGCUUGGUUCGGCACCAACGGCAUGACAAUCCGAGCCGGAAGCACAGCUGACGGUCCAUCGCCUAACUCGGGCGACAAUUUCUUAUACGUUCAAAUUGGAUCUUCCAAGAAGUCAGCCACACUCACUAAGCCACUGGCUAGUUCCUUGAAUGCAGGCAUAACGUAUGCUCUCCAGUUCAGCUGGUCAGCUGGAUCUGCCUACGUGCCCAGCACAUGCUCAUUCAAGAUUGUCUUUGGUUCAGUGUCCCAGACCCUUGAUAUCGACGCCCAAGUCACAGCGUAUCAGUAUCAGUCUUUUGACUACAGUUUCACAGCCGGUGACUCGGCUGAGUCCAUGUCCAUCACUGUCGAGUGCACUGACGCCAGUGGGUUCCCCGACUUUUUAUUCGAUGACUUUUCACUCCAGGGCUCCCAGUAA
Fusarium mangiferae is the source of this 2154-nucleotide messenger RNA. RefSeq names its product related to DAN4-Cell wall mannoprotein, expressed under anaerobic conditions, completely repres. The transcript is spliced from 4 exons. The coding region runs from base 1 to 2154 and encodes 717 amino acids. The record is from RefSeq and is a predicted model, not a curated record. Lineage: Eukaryota; Fungi; Ascomycota; Sordariomycetes; Hypocreales; Nectriaceae.